Messenger RNA from Papaver somniferum (opium poppy), 4090 nucleotides. RefSeq names its product pentatricopeptide repeat-containing protein At3g24000, mitochondrial-like. The transcript is spliced from 4 exons. Bases 335 to 3148 code for a protein of 937 amino acids. Gene Ontology annotation, molecular function: protein binding; zinc ion binding; RNA binding. Gene Ontology annotation, biological process: RNA modification. Lineage: Eukaryota; Viridiplantae; Streptophyta; Magnoliopsida; Ranunculales; Papaveraceae. The record is from RefSeq and is a predicted model, not a curated record.
ACUGGCUUUGAGUUGUCAAAAGCUCUCAGCUUUCAGGGCUAAAUCCAUUUUCAAUUCUGGAAUCUCCCAUUGUUGUCCAUUUAUCUUGUCCCUUCAAAAUCUGUACCAUUCUUCAUCAAUAUCAUGCAUACAAGAACAAAGAACAGAAGGAGAAUCUGUAACAACAAACUAUGGGUUUCUAACACUUUCCGACCACCGGAAUCAUGAAAUUUCUGCUUUUCCUCAAAAGGGUUUUUCGGAAAUCACAUCUUUUAAUACAGGAAGGGCAGUUCAUGGUUUUUGUUUCAAGAAUGGUAUCCAUUUAAACCCCAUCCAAUCAAAUACAUUGAUCAAUAUGUACUCUAAAUUUAACAGCUUAAAAGCUGCCAAACAUGUGUUUGAUCAAAUUCCCGAAAGAAAUCAAGCCUCUUGGAAUACUAUAGUGUCUGGGUGUGUUAGAGCUGGUUUGCAUAUUGAAGGGUUUGAGUUAUUGAGAGAAAUGCUGGUUCAAGGAGUUGAACCGAACAUUUUUGUGUUUUCAAGUCUUAUAAGCGCUUGCAACAAGUCUGAUUCAUUGUUCUUAGAAGGAAUUCAAAUUCAUGGUUUUGCUGAGAAAGCUGGUUUUCUUGCUGAUGUUUUUGUGAGUAGUGCUCUACUUCACUUUUAUGGCACUUAUGGAUAUAUGACUGCAGCUCGUAAAUUUUUUGAGGAAAUGCCGGAACGAAAUGUAGUUUCUUGGACUUCUUUAAUGAUGGACUACUCUAAUAAUGGUGACCCAGAGGAGGCUAUUGAAAUUUAUUGCAGAAUGAGGGGUGCAGGAGUUAGUUGCAAUCAAAAUUCUUUUGCAACAGUGAUUAGUUCAUGUGGGACACUUGAGAAUGAGUUAUUGGGUCGUCAAGUUCUUGCCCAUGUCCUGGUUUCUGGUUUCGGGUCUAAUGUUUCUGUUUCAAACGCUCUUAUACACAUGUUUGGUAGUUGUGGUGAUGUAAAGAAUGCUGAGUAUGUUUUCGACCGGAUGCCUGAGCGAGAUACAAUCUCAUGGAACUCAAUCAUAUCUGCAUAUUCUCAGAAUGGACUUUGUGAGGAAUCACUAAGAAUUUUCAAGAAAAUGCGUCUAGCUAACUCGAAACCAAAUUCUACAGCACUGUCUUGUUUGAUUUCUUCUUGCAGUACUGUGGAUAAUCUUAGAUGGGGAAUGGGAAUCCAUGGUUUAGUUGUUAAAAUCGGAUUGGAUUCAAUUGUUUGUGUUGGCAAUACCCUUAUUACUCUCUAUUCUGAGUCUGGAAGGUUUGAAGAUUCAAAGUUGUCGUUUCUUGAAAUGUCUGACAAGGAUUUGAUUUCAUGGCACUCGAUGAUGGUUUCCAGCGUUCAAAAUGGUCAGCAUAGGAAUGCACUAGAACUUCUGGCGAAGCUGUGCAGAACUAGCAAAAUAAGAAAUCACGUAACUUUUGCUAGUGCUUUAGCUGCAUGUUCAGUCCCUGAAGAUUUAUUAGAGGGCAAAACUAUCCAUGCUCAUAUUAUCCGGACAGGUCUUCAUGAGAAUUUGCUUAUAGGCAAUACGCUAGUAACCAUGUAUGGAAAAUGUGGAAUGAUAAGGGCAGGCGAACGAAUUAUACAUAUCAUGCCAGAACGAAAUGAGGUUACAUGGAAUGCACUUAUUGGGGGAUUCGUCGAAAAUGAAGAACCACAAGCAGCAAUAAAAGCUUAUAAGUCAAUGAGGAAAGACGGAAUCUCUGUAAAUUACAUAACUAUAGUGAGUAUUCUUGGUUCUUGGUCGGCACCAAAUGAUCUUCUGAAAGUCGGGAUGUCCAUCCAUGCACACAUAGUUCUCAUGGGAUUUGGACAGGACGAUUACGUGAAGAAUUCUCUUCUUACGAUGUACGCCAAAUGUGGUGACUUCACUUCCAGUAAUUUUAUCUUUAACGAGUUUGCUAGUAAAACUGCUGUCUCGUGGAAUGUUAUGAUUGCUACUAAUGCUCAUCAAGGCAAUGGUGAGGAGGCUUUGCAAUUAUUUGUGAAAAUGCAUCAUUCUGGAAUUGACUUUGAUCAUUUCAGCUUCUCUGGAGGGCUUGCUGCUAGUUCAAACUUGGCAUCACUAGAAGAGGGCCAACAAAUUCACAGCUUGAUUAUCAAGCUUGGUUUUGGUUCAGACCUGCACGUUGCAAAUGCAGCCAUGGACAUGUAUGGAAAAUGUGGUGAUAUGGUUGAUGUACUGAAAAUACUUCCUGAACCAACCAGCCGAUCAAGGUUAUCGUGGAACAUAUUGAUAUCAGGGUUUUCCCGACAUGGUUACUUCAAGGAAGCCAUAGAAACUUUUAACGAAAUGAUUCAAAUGGGAGAGUGGCCAGAUCAUGUCACCUUUGUGUCGCUCCUAUCCGCAUGUAAUCAUGGAGGCCUCAUCGAUGAAGGUCUGUCAUACUUCUCUUCUAUGAUGUCUGAAUUUGGUGUCACACAAGGAAUUGAGCAUUGUGUCUGCAUUAUUGAUCUCCUUGGUCGGUUAGGGAGGCUCAGUGAAGCAGAGAAGUUUAUAACAGAAAUGCCGGUCCCGCCAAAUGAUCUUAUUUGGCGGAGUUUGUUAUCGGCGUGCAGAAACCACAAUAAUCUGGAACUUGGGAAAAAGGCUGCUCAACAUCUUCUGGAGUUGGAUCCAUCAGAUGAUGCAGCAUAUGUUCUUCUAUCUAACGUUUGUGCGGUUAGUGGGAGAUGGGAAGAUGUGGAUGAUUUGAGGAGGAAAAUGAAAUCGAGUAACAUAAAGAAAAAACCUGCUUGCAGUUGGGUUAAGGUGAACAACAAGGUAAGUACAUUUGGAAUGGGAGACAAGUCCCACCCACAGAAAGAUCAGAUUUACGCGAAGUUGGAAGAUUUGAAGCAAAUAAUCAGAGAAACAGGUUAUAUACCAGAUACAAGCUUUUCAUUGCACGAUACGGAUGAAGAGCAAAAAGAACAAAAUCUUUGGAACCACAGCGAGAAGGUUGCCCUUGCAUUUGCGUUGAUUAAUUCAGUUGAUGGUUCAGUUAUCAGAAUAUUUAAGAAUCUCCGUGUUUGCGGCGAUUGUCAUUCUAUGUUUAAACAUGUUAGUCAAGCUGUACAGAGAACGAUUGUGUUGAGGGAUUCAUAUAGGUUUCACCAUUUCAACGGAGGUAAGUGCUCUUGUGGUGACUACUGGUAAUUAGUGCUCUAGAUCAAGAAAAUGGUCAGUAUGAUUAUGAAGUCAAUUGUAUCAAUACUUCUUCGGCUGAAUCACCAAUCAUUUAUAUAAUCGAAAUUUCCGUGCAUCCAUGUAUGUGGUAGCCAAGAAAACUUGAACGCAUGACCUCGUAUUACUUUGCCGAUACUCUGAUGGAUAAUUUUUAUUUUUUUGGAUGUUAUCGCCAUUGAUAAUAACUUGGAAGAAGACUCCAUAGAUACAUAAGACAUUGCCGUGAUCCAAUCCGUUGUAGAAGAGUGGAAAUGCAGGGUACAUUGCUUUCAAGCAUUCCAACCUUUAUUAGAUCUGAUUUUUCUUAACGACCACACUACAUUUAAGCUGGUUAUGGGUAUGUCCGCCAGCUGGGAUUUUUCAGGCUAGUCUGUGGUUAACUUAUCCUGGUAUGUACUAUAAGCCUUAUCUUUACUCCUGUAGUAACUACUGCAAUUGAUGCUGUUCCCACGGAGGAAGAUUUUGUGCGCUACCAGAAUACUGCGUUGAACUGGGCAGCUUCUUCGAAUGAGGAGUCAAAGAAGACUAACAUACGCUGCAGGACUUGCUCUUCUUUCUUCACGUUCCCAGGACUGGAGGGCACACCUGUUUCCACUGGUUUUUGAGAAAACUAUAUGCUAGUACUCAUGAAUGUCCACGUUCUUAUGACAAGCUGUGAUUACAUUGGGUAUAUGGCAAUGGAAGUAUUUGGUUCCCUGGAUGAGGGAGAUCUAUUCAAACAGGCAAGUUUCUUAAACUAAGUGAUGUAGUUUUGUAGAGAUUGUGUUUCAAUGGUAAAUGCUGUUAGUGUAGAAUUUUGGCCUUCAAGAGCUACCUGUAUAUCUUUUUUCCUGUUUCCGUAUAAACUAGGCUAACGAAAGAUAUUUUGGGGAAGAAAGGUAGCAUGUUGAGUUAAAGUUUGCACUUUCCAGU